Messenger RNA from Moneuplotes crassus, 2967 nucleotides. Lineage: Eukaryota; Ciliophora; Spirotrichea; Euplotida; Euplotidae. The record is from the annotation of a GenBank genome assembly.
UUUAAAUGCAGGCUGAAGGUCACAAAAGCAAGGCUUCUAAUGCUAAGUAUAAUAAUAUACCACGGAUUCACGGGCAGAAAUCAAGAGCAAACUAUGUCAGCCCUAAUGGCGCUCUGAGAGAAAGCCUUCAUAGUAGAAAUUUCUUUUGAAAAUCAUCUUCAUCGUUGGGAGCCAAAGGAAGUUUCUACAGAAUGAAAUCUACAGGUGGUGAUCAGCCUGAAUGCGAUCUUAAUAUGGAUUCAUUGGAUCAACUAGAUGACCUAUCACAAUUUUCUAUGAAUAUUCCUCAAGGAAACACCAAAGAGAAUGACUUGUUAAGUAAAACUCAGAAUAAUAGCAUCAAUAUGAGGAGCGAGAGUGGUUGAACCAACCUCAGAUCUAACGAGAAGUUGGAUUACUCAUGUAGAGGCUUGGUUAAACUUCCCUCUCAUGAGUUGAGCAGCAAACUGAGGUAUGUGAAACUCUCAAAUAAUUCACUGAAGAAGUUCCCUGAGAAGUUAUGAGACUUAAUCUUUCUAAAAUCUUUAUAUGUUGAUAAUAAUCAGAUUGAAAAUCUUCCUACAAGCAUACGGAAGCUUACUCGCCUGAAAGUUCUUGACGUGCACAGUAACUGCAUAGAGGAGAUCCCAAAGGAGAUUGGUGAGUGUAUCAGCUUAAAAUAAAAUCAGCAUUAAGGAGAAUAAAUUCACAUCGAUCCCUUCUUCAAUGGGCAAGCUCGAGAAUCUUGCAGUGCUCGACAUCGAAUGGUUCAAAUAUUGAAUUCCCCCGAUAAGAAUCGCAGAAAAAACUGGCAAAAUUAGGCAAGAGUCAAUGGAGCCCUGAAUUGCAAAGUUUAAAGAGCUUUGUAAUAUGUUUGAUGGGUGAGGCAAUCCUACUCUUAGUGCCUUCUUGAUCUAUUUCAGUCAGGAUUCUGAUCUCAAGUCUGGAAAAGAACCAGAUUAUAACCGUCAAGACAACCGAAAGAGAACAAUUUUGCACAGGGCUGCAACUGCAGGCCAUGUUGGUGUAGUCAAGGGCUUACUAAAUAUUGAGAGUAUUGACCCUAAUAAACUUGAAAAGGAUCAAUGAACUCCUCUUGGGCUUGCUCUCAGAGACGACCAUGAAGAAAUAGCCAACAUCUUGAUAGAGAAAGAAAAGGUAGAUGUCAACCUCGGAGGAGGCUCUUUUGGAGCCCCAAUUCAUAUAGCUGUUUCACGGAACAAAACUAACACAAUAAACAAAUUAAUAAUGAGAGAUGUGGAUAUCAACAAGGUUGAUUUCAAACUUCAGACUCCAUUGCACAUCAUCAUGGAUGUCUUCUCAAGAAAUGUUGAAAUGGCUGAGGAGAUCACACGUAUGCUUGUAUUCAAUGGUGCGAAGCCAAACAUCAAGGAUUCUGAACAACUGACGCCACUGCACCACGCUGUGACAAAGCGGCACCACAAAGGCGUCGAGCUCAUCUGAAAAUUGAACAAGAACUUGAAUGCAAGGAAGAAGGAAAUAUUCAACCUGAACAGCACUGGAGGUGACAAAGCCUUCACUGCUAUAUAUUACGCACUCGAGAGGAGGCUAAUCCCUACUGCGGAGAUGCUCUUCCUCAAUGGAGCCAGAGUCUGUCUUCGGUUUCAUAAUAAAUACGAGCCAAAGGAGUGGAAAAAGACAGAGACAAGCGUCAGAAGACAUAUUUUAUGGAAAAUGGAAAAAUUCGAGCUUGAUCUCAGAUGAAAUAGGAUCAAGAUGACUCCAAAGAAGAUGAAUGAUCCCAACACUGUGAGAUCGGUCGAAGGUGAGGUGGAAAACUGCUUUAAUGACUACACCAAUGUUGGCGAUUACCUUUGUAAAUACAGACAUAUAUAUCAAAAGAAUUUUAAGAGGAAGAAAUGGUAUUUUCAUAAGAAAGAUGGAAUAAAAUCUCAGCAGAAGAUCCUCUUCACCUACAACAACCCUGGGAUAAAGAAAGGAGACGCUGAAGUAGAGGACAUCAAUGUAGAUUCUGAUAUUGAGAAUGAAGAGGAUCGGACAAGUGUCUGUUCAGAAAGACCUGCUCGGGUUAUUGCUGGUAGCAUGGCUAGGAACCAUAAUAUCUCUAACAGCGAAGCAUUCUCAAUCCCUGAAAGCAUGUCUGUGAAUAAUGACAACCACUUUAAGGGUCCUAACAUAUUCCUACUACGUGAUCAGAUCUUAUCAACUACUAAUGAAUGACCGAAUAUAGCGCUUGAUGCGAUCCAGAAAUUGUUCCUGACUGAUUUUGACCGAACGCUCAAGGUCAACUUCAAAUCAGUUUUGAAGGAUAUAGCAAAAGGGCUGAAUCUAAUAAAAUUUCAAAGAGCAGUCAUCAAGACACUAGACUUGCUCAGAGUGAAAGGUACUGAGGAAAUAGCAGGGAUCUUAGAGUCCCACCUUAAAAAACCAGGCGGCAAGAGAGACCUUAGUGAAGUAUUUGCUGAAUUUGAAGAGAGAAGUCUUCUUCGAAACCCUUACACUCAACGAUGACUCAGAGCUUGAAUCAAAGAGAUCAAGGACAGGUGUUCUAACUCUAAGAAGUACGAAAGGAGACCAUAUCAGCAUACUCUGAGCCAGAGGAAAGGAUCAAGGAAGGCUCACACUAGGUCUGCGAACCGGAUACUCAAAAUGCCAGUAAUGGCUACUAAAUUUAGCGAAGAUGUGGCAAAGCUGAAUAGUAUGCGGAAAUUACGGAAGAAGAAAAUCGAUCUGGGCUCCACAAUGAAAUUAAUGUCGACUGGAAGAAAUCCCUUCCUACAAGAACUCUCUAGUGUUAAUGGCACUACUAACUGAAAUAAUGGGGAUUCAUCUGAAAUAAUCUCAAUGGGUUGCCAACAAAAGGGGGAGCAUAAGAAGUACUUGCCUCCUAAGGGUAAUUAUGGGGGUCGUAAGAAGAGGACCCAGCAUGCGAGGCCACCUCAUUCAAACAAUACUUUCAAGAAUAAGCCUAUCAUGAAUAAUUUCAGGAGCAAUUAUAUUCAUUAG